Pseudo-nitzschia multistriata is the source of this 2125-nucleotide messenger RNA. Lineage: Eukaryota; Bacillariophyta; Bacillariophyceae; Bacillariales; Bacillariaceae. The record is from the annotation of a GenBank genome assembly.
CUCCAGAGGCCUUUGUUUGCAAGUGGGAUAGGUCGUGAUGCACUAUUGAUUUGUCUUCCAUGGUGUUCUUUUAUAUCAGCAAGUACAUCACGAAAUGGAUUGCUUCACCGCUUUUUCGGACGGGACUUCGCCUCAGAAAUCGGUUGUCACCGACAUCAACCGUUGGUGGCGCUGGUGCCAUGACGUCGACCAAUAAUUACUGGGUGGACAUGGCUUGCUUGAUUCCGUACUCACAGAAAUUGCUUUCCUUGGCUGUACACGACGAAUCAAAAAGACUAGCAGUGGAAUUCCGGAGACAGUAUCAGCAAGGAAAACACAAAGACCAAAGCAAAACRGCRCAAACAUCGAURACUUCGUCAUCCUCCUCGUCACCGCAAGAGGCAGCAAUGACGACAAYGGCGAUGAUGACGGACCCAAGCGCAAUCAACCGUCUCUCAGACAUGAGGAUAAAGGUAUUGGACGAUUUCUUGAGGCCAUCACUAAUUCCGAAUAAUGUUUGGUCCGAUGUCGAGCAAAAUUGGCGGUACAAUCUGCGCAUCGUCGCUUGGGCACGGAAGGAAUUCUUGAUUAGCAAAUACGGYCCGUACAUCCAAGAGGCACUGGUGGCCUAUCCUCAGUUGCGAAACUCGCCUCAAUUAUCAAUGUCAUCUGCCGGUGRUGGGAAUAARCGACAGCUCUUGUUGGAUUUGGUUCAUCGUGGAGAAAUUAACACCGACAACAUCGGUGGAGCGAGUGCUUCCAAGAAUUCUAACAUGACAUCGCCGUUCUUGCAAUUGCCGCCUAGUGAUAUUAUAGCAAAUGCAUUUCGUAUGAAACGAUGGGCCAACGAUAAAGAUAUGGACAGGUAUGUGCAACUUUCUYGUGAAAUCGGUAGACAAGCUUCCAUUCAAUUUCUGCUCACACUGUCCCCCUAAAUUCUACAAAUGUCUCGUUUCUUCUUUGAUCUGUUUUCUAAUUGGUAUUAUUAUUUAGAAUAAGCAAUAGCUUACUUCCUGUUGCUGAAACUCUAGGGGGUACUGUAUUUMAGCAGCAGUUGUCAUCCCCAAAAGAAGGGACCGCCACAAUGACAAAACAUGUAGACGUUCCUCUCGACACCGACGUCAGUUCCGCAAGUCUGGAGGAUGUUCUUGAAGUGGCGACAAAAGGAUACUUGAAAAAUUGCGGACCUCUGAAUGCACUCUGCCAGGAGGCAAAUUUUUAUCAAUUGUAUAGUCGGGAAUAUGUUCAAUAUUUGGGCGAUUAUCUUUUAAAACGAACUGCAGUAAAGCGGUUARCAUAUGAUACACAACGACGAAAACGACAACCACAAAAUACUAAUGAUAUCAAAAAUUAUUAUUUAGAAGAGGGACCUCUMGUGUCGCCUGAAACUGUGGUGCUUGAUAUUGGAGCAGGUGAUGGAGUUCUCAUGCACUGUCUGCGGGAUUACAUGCAGCGUAAAAUUAUGGGUUUGUCACUGUCGGACAACAAAAGAGGUAACCAGAGGAAACACGAUCGAAAAAAAAAUGUUCAAGUUCAUAACCAUCAACCGAUGGUUGUUCCAACAAUGGUAGCGACCGAUGACAUGAGUUGGAGGAUUUUUGCCAAGGCUGAAGUCGAAAAACUAUCCGUCGAGCAAGCGCUAGAAAAGUACGCGGCCAACAUGACAACAGCAAAUGGUGAUGUGUCUCCAUCCGAUCAAGAAAACAAUCAAGAUCAGUCGCGUCCCCAGGUGAUCGUUAUCUGUAGUUGGAUGCCCAUGGGUCAGGAUUGGACAGCUCUGUUUCGAAAGGCUGAAGUGGAUGAGUAUAUUCUGAUUGGGGAGGCAGACAAUGGAUCCUGUGGAGAUAAUUGGUUAACAUGGGGGAAUCCUGAGUUUUACGGUUCCGACGCCAUAGAGAACUGCGGCAGCAACAACAACGAUSGCGACAUUAAAUCCUCUCYAACSCCCCCGUACGCGGCAGAAGGCUAUCAACGCAUGGACAUGGACGCCGCCACAAAAUAUCAGUUUUCAAGCUUUGAUCUUUCCAAUUCGAAGAGCAGCAAGACCGUGAGUUUUAGAAGAAUUWUGGGAAGAAAAGCUUAACAAAGAUGUAUGCACAAAAAUUAGAGCCAUCGGUUCCAUUCCUUACGGUUAUAGUAGAUAUAG